Molecule: messenger RNA, 735 nt
Organism: Grammomys surdaster
Lineage: Eukaryota; Metazoa; Chordata; Mammalia; Rodentia; Muridae
Product: prolactin-8A8-like
Exons: 6
Coding region: 1-735 (244 amino acids)
Biological process (GO): response to nutrient levels; positive regulation of cell population proliferation; positive regulation of lactation
Cellular component (GO): extracellular region
Molecular function (GO): hormone activity; prolactin receptor binding
Source: RefSeq, a predicted model, not a curated record
AUGGUGCUACCAUUGAGUCUACCUCACUUCUGGGCACUCCUGCUGCUGGUGCUGUCAAACUUGUUGCUGUGGGAAAAAGCUGCAUCAAUUCCUGCAUGUGAGGCAAAAGAGGGAGGUUGUUGGGACCCGCUUGAGGAAGCAUUUAAGAGUGCCAUCGAGAGAGCUAAAACCCAGCGAAAACUUGCUAAACAAUUCUAUGUAGAGUUUUUCCACAACCAAUUCUCAGCUGGACAAUUUGCAGCUCUUAAGUCAAAACUGAAUAGGCAAGAUGAGAGUGUUGUCAGAGCUGCAUCUUACUGCCAUUCUUCUCUCACAAACCCCCCAAAAGAGCCAAGAGAGCUCAUGACUACUGAAAUAGAAAAGUAUUUAAAAAUUUUGAUCAAUUAUGUGGGUUUCUGGACUAGCCCUCUAUACCAUCUAGUGCUUGAACUGAGUGCCAUGAAAGGUGUCCCUGAAACUACCCUCUCAAAAGCCAAGGAGAUUGAAGAGAACAACAGACAAAUCCUGGAUGACCUUAGGUGGAUACUCACCAAGAUCUAUCCUACAGCAGAGGAAGAGGAAGAAUUUCCCAUCUGGGGAUAUCUUUCAUCCUUAAAAUCAAGUAACAGAAGUCACAAAUUUUUGGCAAUGUUUAACCUUUCCAACUGCCUAAAAUAUGAUGCACAAGAAAUUCUAUUUAAUAUCGAAAUGGUGGAGUGUCGCCUGAUUCCAGACAAUUGUUUAGGGCACAUUUAA